AUGUCUAUAAGACAUGUCUACAAAGAUACUUAUCUGAGAAGUAUUUAUGCACCUUUUGUUAAAGAACGCGUUCACGCUUACAAUGAUAUUACAUUUUCAGGGAUAGGAUUUCAACGUAUCGAUUGA
Messenger RNA from Funneliformis caledonium, 126 nucleotides. NCBI's taxonomy places the organism in Eukaryota, Fungi, Glomeromycota, Glomeromycetes, Glomerales, Glomeraceae. The record is from the annotation of a GenBank genome assembly.